UGUUGCCUUGAGUUGCCAAGCGGGACGUUCGAUUAUGCAGCAGCUCUGACACUGGUAAAUCUGUUUCUGGCCUAAAUGGCGUGUAAGAUCCACAUUCCCCAGUCGUACUUCCGGAGACUCAGGAAGUGGUGUUCUCGACAGGCCCGGAGAUUCUGGCGUACAUCUCGAGUAGCUGAUGACGAGGUUAACCAUUACAAGAAGACACAGAGAAAAGCACUUGCAUCAAGCUCUUUCAAUGGGUCACAGAAGCCUACUCUGGACUUAAAGGGCUUCCUUACCCCCACCCCAGGGGAUUACAACAUAGGCCCUCGAGCUGGAGUGUGUGGGUGUGGUGCCCCGGCCGGGCAACACCCUCUUCUCCCAUCAAGGUCUGCACACGCAGCCCAAACCUGUAGUGAACUCCCACCCACGUCUAGCCAGUCAGCUACAGAGGUCAAGGACACGGUGGAAGUGUCCAGUCUGCCUGAAUGCAGAUACUCUAUCCACGGACACUUCCACCAAGGUCAUAUUCCAGAAGUGUGGAGCCCAUCAAGGCAUGCUGGCACACAAUGCACCUCGAUGGCAUUUACCGCCAUUGUUGCCAGUUCGGUUGUCCCUGUGGGUCUCUGGACUCCAGCCACACUGGACAGUGUCCUCGUCAUAGGGGACCGUCUUCAUGACACCAUGCUCGGCACGAUGGGAAGUAAGGCUCCUAUCAGCAAACAUCUGGCAGCAGAUGAGAUGUUGGAGGAGCCUGAAGACUCCCAGUCGAGAUGGCCUGUCCAGUGCAGCCGAGUAAGCGAAAUGCAGGGACUACUGUACCCUGGCAACAUGGACUCGAACUCCCUAAGGAGCCAGCUGACCUGGGAAUGGAUGCCAGGUCAGCCCCUCAGGGAUUUCGGGGAUGCGGUGGGGAGGGUGUUCAAUGCCCAGGACUGCCAGGGAGCAGUUAUCACCUUUAACGGCAGAAGCUCGGCCUUGCUGCAGAACCCUGCUGGUGGCUGGGUGGUUGUGGACAGCCAUGCCAAGGAUGUUUUGGGCGCCACUGACGUUGAUGGGAAGGCGAGUCUUCUGAGGUUCCCUUCCCUGAGUCACGUGGUGGCCUAUUACGGUGGUAUGGCCACACGACCCACUCAGUACUCGGUGACAGGGUUCAAGGUCGAGUCGAUGUCGCAAGGGGGAUAAUCUCGCUGGCAGUACCCUCCCCCAGCAUUUGGGAUGCCAUCACCUAGGGCUGCAUUUGUCCCUCUGAGUGGCUGAGGAAAGGGCAAGAGAUGCUGCUGACUGAUCGGGCACCCAAAACACUUCUGUGAUAGUGACAGUGUCAGUGACAGGAUUGGAGUUUAUGCUGGCUGGUGAUCACCUGGAGGUGCAGUUGUUCCUUUGCUGGACUUGGACACCCGUUGAUGGUAUUACACGCCUUGUUGUGAUAGUGACAUCUGCAUGAAUGGAAAUUUUGUACUGCCACCUGGAUGUGCUGGAUACAAGAAUAUAAAUAGGAUACUACCUGAUGGAACACUACUUUCCUUCAAGACUGGGCAUGGGGAAACUUACAUAAGCUUACAUUUGUCAAUUUUAUGAUGAACAUUAUGCAGUGAAGAAGAUGCGAAAGUUUAAAUGGAGACCAAUCUCUCAAAAAUAUCUACUUGAUUUUAGUUUGCACGUUAUACUUUUUUAUGAUAUACAAUUACAAUAUGUAAAAAAAAAUCUAAUUCUACUAAAAUCAUAGAAGUUAAUGUGGAAAUUUUCAUGGUGUUAUUUCAGAAAAAAAAAGUAUUUGUUGUUGCAGUUCAUGUUCUGUUUUGUGAAUAAAACUUUGUUCAAAUAAUAUCUAGCCCUUUGUGUUGUAUAUGUUUGUGUCAGACGGAAGAA
Molecule: messenger RNA, 1851 nt
Organism: Haliotis rufescens (red abalone)
Lineage: Eukaryota; Metazoa; Mollusca; Gastropoda; Lepetellida; Haliotidae
Exons: 4
Coding region: 76-1164 (362 amino acids)
Source: RefSeq, a predicted model, not a curated record